This is a messenger RNA of Echinococcus granulosus, 639 nucleotides long. RefSeq lists its product as hypothetical. Bases 1 to 639 code for a protein of 212 amino acids. NCBI's taxonomy places the organism in Eukaryota, Metazoa, Platyhelminthes, Cestoda, Cyclophyllidea, Taeniidae. The record is from RefSeq and is a predicted model, not a curated record. The transcript is spliced from 4 exons.
AUGGACUACAAACAGAUUAGCCUGCUCUGUUUCUUCUUCAGUGUGACUAUUGCGUGCAUGUCGAAGGAAGAGGAAGUUGACGUAGAGUUGUCUGCAUUUGGCAGCACAGCAGACAAGUGUCCAGAGGUGGUUGAUGCAACCAAGGAGAUGCCGACAAUCGUCAAUCACUUGGUGAGGAAGGUUUGCAAUGGCAUGAUCUUUACACUGCGUGGUAUGGGACAGAAAGCGCGUGGCGAGUGUGGCAAGGCAUUCUUGCAAUCGCAGUGCAGCCCAUCAAAGAACUCCUCCACUCAAUUUGAAUGCUCUGUCGUAGCGCAUCACUUGCGCUUUGACUGUGCAAGUCACACAGGUCCACUGUCCGCUGAGGCUGCAAAGCUGAUCAACGAUCACUAUGUAGACAAAGUGGUGGUGGACAUUGUAGUGGAGCAGCAGGAGGAGGGAAUGAUUCGUGUUGCCGAUGUGACGGCAUUCGAGGCGGAUGUAUGUCUGCAGCCUCCAAUAGAGCAAUACAACUUUCGUCGAUGGCGACACUUUGAUCAAUUUCCCUCUUAUGAACGACAUCACUCAAAUUCAUUCACCUCAACCGGCAGUGACCUCCUGCUCCUCCUCCUACUCCUUCGCUGCAUGUUGAGUCUUUAG